Malaclemys terrapin pileata is the source of this 5564-nucleotide messenger RNA. RefSeq names its product fukutin related protein (gene FKRP). Gene Ontology annotation, biological process: protein O-linked glycosylation via mannose. Gene Ontology annotation, cellular component: Golgi apparatus. The coding region runs from base 945 to 2453 and encodes 502 amino acids. Lineage: Eukaryota; Metazoa; Chordata; Testudines; Emydidae. The transcript has 3 exons. The record is from RefSeq and is a predicted model, not a curated record.
UUCAGGAUCCAGUCAUUUCCCUGAUUUAAAAAUAUAUAAUGUGAUGUCAACUUUUUUCUUGUUCUCAAAAGCCAGAAACUAGGAGGAGGAAGAUGUAGAUGAGUGGAAAACCUCAGGCAUCUUGUUGACAGCCUAUAAAGAUGUCCAUUUUGGGUUAAGAUAGAGACAGACUGUUCAAGACCAUUGAAAUCCAAGGCCUCAGGAGUGUUGCUGGAAGGAACAGAACACCGACUCAGAAGCUAGGGCUACGAAGCCUAUGAUCGGUGGUUGUUGAUUGAAUACCCCUAUGUUUUAUGGUGUUGUGCAUUGUGAUAUGUGUGGAACUCUUACCUGGGGCUUUUGUCUCCUGGUGGAACCUAGGCAGGUGGAGAGAUUGUGGUCAUAACUGUCGGGGAGCUGUUUGUAACGGCAGUCAUAGAGUCUAAUGGUUUUGCUUGACUCUUCUUGUAUGACUGAGCAGGGGACAGCAGAAAUAUUUUGACAAGGAGCAGGGAAAGGAGACGGGAGCCAGAAACACACAUUCUGGAGUGCUCGCUGAUGUCACACUUAGCUACAAACUUUGCCUGAUCGAGUACUUUGUUACAACGAAGGUUAUUUUCCUGUCAAUCAUUUUAUGCUCUUUUUUACUUCUAGUGCUGGUGAAAGGGGCCAGAUUGACAACCCCGGAGACAUCCCCACAAGUACAUCAGAGGCAACUAGAGAACCAACUCCCUUAAAAACGCACUACACUGGGUGCCUUCUCCCUUCCCUGGAGGGACACAGUUUAGCGGGUCCCCUUUCUCAGAUGUUCCUGGAAGAGAAGGCAGGGUGACCAGCAAGUAAGCUGUGUUGGGAUAGAUGAGCCCAGAGCCUCCUGGGGAAGCAAAUACCGCUGGCUGCUUCGUGCGGAGACCACAGCCACGUAACAUCGUUCCCCAGGUGAACAGACCCAGCUGUCUCGCAAGAUGCGCAUCACGUUCUGUCAGGGGGUCCUAGCGCUCGCCAUUGUCAUCAAUCUGCUGAUACUGUACUACGUCUCGAGGCUGCAGCAGCGGAUGUUGCAUAGACACAGAGACCACGUCCAGCCUAGCUCCCGGCUGCUGCCUGUCCCCCAGAGGCCCGGGGUGACCGUCAUCAUCAGGGAGUUUGAGGACUUUGAGAACUACGUCCCUGAUGUGGUGCAGGCCUUCCUGAAACAGAAGCCGGAGCAGCCAGUCAUGGUGACAGCAGAUACCUUGCCGUACCCUCCGCUUGUUUUACCAGAUGCUCCCAACGUCCAGCUCGUGAUCCUCAAGCCAGCCCCUGACCAGCCUGCCCAUGUGUCCAGGCCUGAUAUGUACGUGAAGACGGAGUAUGUGGCCCUGGUGCCUGAUGGGGUCAAGGUUGAUUCCACAAGGCAGCUGGAUCGUAUGUUAGAAGAGUUCAAAGCCAACCAGGGCAGAGUUCAAAUGGUGGCAGCGCCCGUGCAGUCCCUCGCUCCCCUCCAGUGCUUGAACCUAAAGGUCAGCCUUAGAAAGUGGACUGCUGAAUACAGCGUAGCGCCUUCCACCAGGCUCUGCACAGCUCUGAAGGGAGACGCCGUGAUUCUUCUACGCACAAAGGAUCUCUUCAACCUUUCCACUCCCUUGGCCAAGCCCCUGCUGACCUCCCUCUUCAUCCAGACAUCGCUGCGGGGCUGGACGGUCCGAAUCCUUGACGUCUCCUUCUCCUCAGCCCACCAGCCUCUGCUCAGCUCCUCGCACAACCAGUGGAAGGCAGAGAACCGCGCCAAAGCCAGCCAGCUGCAGCUCUUCCGAGACUUCGGCAUCAAGCGGGUUCUCCUGGAGGAUGGGAAGCAGCAGUGGUUUGGGUGCAGCAAAGAGACGCCACGUUGCUUCGGCACCGUCCAUGAUGAUACGCCGGAAUAUCUCUACCAGAACCGCUGGACCCCGCCUUGCUGUCUACAGGCCCUGAGGGAGACGGCAAAGUAUGUCAUCAACAUCUUGGAGACCUCCGGGGUGCGUUACUGGCUGGAAGGUGGGACGCUACUAGGAGCUGCCCGACAUCAGGACAUCAUCCCAUGGGAUUAUGACGUGGAUCUAGGGAUAUACUUGGAGGACAUUCCCAACUGCGACCUCCUCAGAAACGUAGAGUCUGGCUCCAUCGUGGACGAGAAGGGCUUUGUUUGGGAGAAGGCCAUCGAGGGCGACUUCUACCGUGUGCAGUACAGCGAGCACAACCACCUGCAUGUUGACCUCUGGCCCUUCUACCCCAAGAACGGGCUGAUGACCAAGGACACGUGGAUGGACCACCGGCAGGACGUGGAGUUCCCGGAGCACUUCCUCAAGCCCCUGUUACCCCUGCCGUUUGCUGGCUUCACGGCUCUGGCGCCCAACAACUUCCGGAGCUUUUUGGAGCUGAAGUUCGGCGCAGGUGUGAUCGAGAAUCCAGAGUAUCCAAACCCAGCCCGGAAGAAGCUGGAUAAGGGGAAAUAAGCAAGGACUCUGGGUUCUGUCUCUGCAUUGGGGCCCAAGAGAGCAUUAGACUCUGAGGCCCAGGGAGCAGGGAUCCCUCUCUCUUGAACAUAUCACUGAUACCAACAGAAAGUAUGAACCAUGCUGCUGCUAAGGGAGCUGUCUGCCCACUGCUGCUGCUACGGCCCACUAAAGCCAGGAGAGUUUACGCUCACCUUUGGGGCUGGGGGGAUUGUCCGAAGGGCUUGUGGCCGUUUGGAGGUCAGACACUUUGAACACCAAGACAGGACAAUUAACAAAGCAACCCAGGGGAGACCUCAUGGAGAUGCUGUCUCAGCGCGUCUCCCAAACUCCACAGGCUGUGGGCCUUGUGGGCCCCAGCAUCACAGGACGUGCUGCCCACCGAGUCUGACUGACAGUGCUCCCAGAGUCCCCGAUUGAUCCAGGCACGCUACUUAAGCCUGGAGGGAACACCAGGAAGUUGUUUGUGAAAGGCAAAUCCCCAGCCGGCUGCUAGGACAGACUUUGCUCCUACCUGGUUUCUAGCCUCGCCCCAGCCCUGCUGCAGCCCGUUCCCUAUCCUGGCAUUUGACUCCAGCUCUGAUCCUCGGCUCUGGUUGCUGGCGUCUGACCUUGGCUCCACCCAUUAGGCCUAGCUGCCCAUACGCUGGCUGAUCCCCGGCUCAGUUUUUGGAGGAAAAAGGAAAGGAGAAAGUGACAAUCGUUACAGCCAGGAGUUGGAAUAGUCUCAUUUAAAGAUUCAGUGGGAUGUUUCGGUUUAGUUUAAGCCUUCCUGUUAGAGCUCUGGGAACCCAAGCAGGGCAGCGCGGGAUUAGUGUGGGAGAACGAGGAACCAAAACGGCCUCUAAACAAGACGUGAAAAUAACCAGCCACAUUUCGUUGUCCCAAGCUGAACAAAGUGUAAAACUGUAACUAAACUGCCUCCACAGGGUAAAGGAAAUUGAGUUUAUUAACCCUUUGUUUUACUCAUGGAAGGCGUCGGGAGUAACACAAAUGCGAGAAUUUAAUAAGAAAAUCCCAGGCAUUUGCCCCUUGGUCGGGGGAACCAUCCAAAUGUGAGCCAGGAGACCUGAGUUCUAUUCUCUAACUCCCUGUGUGACGCGUAGGACAGCGUCCUUCCUCUCCCCUGUAGAAUGGAGCUCAUGAUACUUCCCUCCCUCUCCCGUGGGGAAGCGCGAGGUUUGCUGUGUGUGUGUAAAGCUGGGGAUCUUCAGCUGAAAGGCAAAGUCCUUAAUAUAAUUUGAAUACACUUAUGGAAAAUCUGGUCCAGCAGCCAGUGCUUAAAAAUCCUGAGAUUGGCGGAAGACUCGUGAGAUUUUAAAGAAUAGUAAACGUUGGGUUCCUUCACUCUGCUUUCUGGUUAUUAAGCCUUUAGGGGGCAAUUGGAUCAGGUUUUCAAGCUUUUCUGUGCAAGCAGGAGGGACAGACGCUUUUUUAUUUUUCAGUGAAACCUGAGAUUUUCACCCAGUCGCAGUUCCUGGAGCUGUGGCUUCAGUCCAGUAACUCCUCACUUAUCGUUGUAGUUCUGUUCCUGAAAAAUGCGACUUUAUGCGAAACGAUGUUAAGCGAAUCCAAUUUCCCCAUAAGAAUUCAUGUAAAUAGGAGGGGUUAGGUCCCAGGGACAUUUUUUUCACCAGACAAAAGACAUUCUAUACACCUACAGUAUCAAUUUUAAACAAACAGUUGAAUAUUGUACACAGCAAUGAAUGAUUGUGAAGCUUGGUUGAGGUGGUGGAGUCAGAGGGUGGGCUAUUUCCCAGGGAAUGCCUUACUGCUAAAGGAUGAACUAGCACUCGGCUGAGCCCUCAAGGGUUAAUACGCUGUUGUUAAUGUAGCCUCACGCUCUACAGGGCAGCCUGGACUGAGGCAGGAGGGAGGAAACACAAUAGAGGCAGGGCAGUAGCUGCAAAAACCGAACAUGAGCCUACGCUAUCCAGCUGGAGCGCACCACUCCCUCCUCCUGACAGCGCAUGCACGGCUACACAGGUGCUGGCUUUCCAAAGUGCCGGGGGUGCAUGCAUGAGUGAGAGCGAGAGACGUGCAUUGCCCCUUUAAGUAUGCUGACCCCACUACAAGCACGUUGCCCUUUUAAGCAGAUCGGCUGGGAAGCAACAGCUUCCAGCAAGCUGCCUCCUUUCUGUCCCCAAGCCCUGUCCCCCUCCUCUGUUUUGUGGAGAGGGGGUACGGAGCGGGAGGGAGGCAGGAGCAGGGGGACAUCCUGAUGUCAGCACCCCUCUUCCGCCCCCCCGCCCCCCCAGCAAGCAGGAAGCUCCCGGGAGCAGCUCAAGGCAGAGGGCAGGGCUGGAGCAGGGAAUACCUUACAGGGAAUUUAGGGGAGCUGAUGGGGGGGGGGGGGCUGCCAGCUUCCCCUGGUUCUAAUCCCCACAAGGGGGGGCUGCUCUUCCAGCAGGCAGCUGCCAAAUGAUGUUAUAAGGGAGCUUUGCGCAACUUUAAACAAGCCUGUUCCCUAAUUGAUCAGCAACAUAACAACAAAACCACGUUAACCGGGACGACUAUAAGUGAGGAGUUCCUGUAUCUAAAUGCUACAAGACACAAGAGUCGGCAACACUGAUUAGCGCAGACAAUGCAGUAGAAAUGCAGUCGAACCAUCUAGAUCCUCUACCUAUAACAAUCUCUUCUGCUAUCGAAAAGGAACCGCAGGAGUCUUUGCCCUAAAGGAUCACAGUUAGAAAUGUAGUGAGGGGAGCAGAUUCAUUUGACUCUGGCCCCGUUCCCCAUACCCACACUGCCUUGAAGUCAAUGGAAGUUCUGCCUCAGGAAGGACUGUAGACCUAGUCCCUUGGUUUGCAGAGUUCAGGACAAAGUCCACCAAGGGGGUUAUUUUAAAUAAUCAUUAACACUCAAAGUGAUUUGCCCAUCUGAUUUUCUUGGCAUCUCCUGCCAUCUGGUUCAGCCUUUGUUUUGAUCACAUAUGGGGCUGUGAACAAUAUCAGAGUUUAAGCCACCAUAUCUCGACCUCCUUGAAUCCAGAUCCUCAAAAUAUUUAAGCACCUAACUCAUUAAUUUCAGUAGAAGUUAGGAAUCUAAAUACUGUUCAAUGAUAAUAUCUUUCACUAAGUCUUGGAGCACUGGGGAAGUUCCAGAAGACUG